Molecule: messenger RNA, 2333 nt
Organism: Vombatus ursinus (common wombat)
Lineage: Eukaryota; Metazoa; Chordata; Mammalia; Diprotodontia; Vombatidae
Product: putative protein ZNF720
Exons: 5
Coding region: 103-771 (222 amino acids)
Biological process (GO): regulation of DNA-templated transcription
Source: RefSeq, a predicted model, not a curated record
UGCCACCCAGCUGCCCCUCCCGUGUUCUCUUUGUACCGGGUCCUUCCCGGCUGGACCUCUGUCAAGCCGCCUUCUGAAGACUGUUGUUUCCUAAAGGGUACGAUGAUCGGGACAGCCAGCGUCCAGGGAUCAGUGACCUUCAAGGAUGUGGCUGUGGAAUUUUCCCAGGAGGAAUGGAAACAAUUGGAUGUUGUUCAGAGGAACUUGUUUAAAGAUGUGAUGUUGGAGAACUACAGGAACCUUGUCUCCCUGGGACUUUCAGUUGAUAAACCAGAUGUUCUCUUCUACUUGGAGAGAGGAGAUACGCCCUGGAUAAUAGAGCAGGAAGUCCUAAGGAGCACCUACCCAGUGUGCCUUAAGCCAGGCACUAGGUGUGAAACAAUGGAGGCAAUUCCCAGGCAAGACAUUUCUGUUGGAAAGCUAUCCAAGGAACAACUUAAGAAGCAUGGAAUCUGUAAUUCCAAAUUUGGAAAAGGCUGGGAAUGUGAUAUUAGAUUAGAAUACCAGGAGAGCAGUCAUAAAAAACAGUCCCAGCAAGUUAUGAUCAACCACAGAAAUACUUCUACUAAGUUUAAUGCCAAUAUAUAUAACAAAUUUGGAAUAGGCUUCGGUCUGGGCCCAGUCUUGGUUCCACAUCAGAGAGUUCAUAUGGGACAGUGUCUGCAGAGAUGUGAUGCACGUAGAAAGAACUUCAAACAGUGUUUGGAUGAAAGUAAUCACAUUGGAAUCUUUUUUGACAAGAAGCUUUGCAAGUGUCAUCAAUCAAUGUAGGGAGGCAUUCAGUUGCCAUUCAGACAUUAUUCAACAUCAUAAGAAAGAUACUGAAGAAAAUUCAAAUAGAUGUUAUGAAUGUGGGGAAGUGUUCAGUUGCCGAUCUUGUCUUAUUCUACGUUGGGGAGUUUAGAUUGAAGAAGAACCCACUGAGUAUAAUGAACGUGGUCAGUCCUUUAGUUGGCAUCAGCAUAUUACUGAACAGAAAAACAUUCUGAUGGGAGAGAAACACUUUAAAUAUAACAAAUGUAGGAAAUUGUUUAAUCAUCCUAGAUACCUUGCUAACCAUAAGAGAAGUCAUACUGGAGAGAAACAGUUUGACUGUAGCAACUGUGGGAAAUGUUUUACUCAGGAGACCUUACUAAACAUAGGAGACUUCGUACAGAAGAGAAAUCCUUUAAAUAUAAUGGAUGUGGCAAAUCGUUUAGCCGGAAGGAAAGGCUUACUACACAUGAGAGGAUUCAUACUGGAGAGAAACACUUCGAACGUAAUGAAUGUGGGAAAUCCUUUAGCUGGAGGCAACAGCUUACUACACAUAAGAGAAUUCAUAUUGGAGAUACAUCUUUUCAGUGAAGUUAGAAGUACCUCUACCAACAGUUGAGGGAACACUGAGUUUGGAUUUAGAGAGAGGACCAGAAUUCAAAAAUCCUGCUCUGUCACUUACUUGUGAUAUGCGACAGGUCAUUCAACCUCUCUCGGCCUCAGUUUCACUACUUGUAAAAUAAGGAAGUUGAAUUAGUUGAUCUCUAAAAUCCCUUUCAAGCACCAAAAUUUAUGAUCUCAGAAUACGGGCAGUCCUUUAGCUAGUGUCAUUAUUGAAAGAAUUCAUACCUGAAAGAAAGACUUACUAUAUUAAUUGUGAAAAGUUCUUUAGAUAUCAUUGAUGCCUUAGUAAACAUAAAAGUAUUUGUAUAGGUGGGAGAAAGCCUUUGUAGAGACCAGUAGUUUUACUGACUUGUGAAUCACCUCAAAAUGACAUUUUUCACCAAGUGUGUAGAACUUCUCUGUGUUAAAACAUAUGCUGCAUUGCUCACUUUUACUUUGCUCUUUAAAUUUCUAUAUUGCAGGAUAGUAUUUCUUUUAACUCCUGGCUUUCUCAUCAAAAAUAAGGAAGGGAUGUACCACAUGCCCUGAGUUCCUGAAUCUUUAAUUGUCCAAUGUGCAAGGGUAACUAGGGAGAAUUGCAUCUGGAAACACACAGAAAGGGCCAAGUUCUGAAUUACACACUCAGGUAUAAGCUUCCGUCCUGUGUUAAAUAGCUUCCUUCAGAAGAACCCAACUGUGUCUGUAGUUUUCCAUUAAGUCCCUGAGGGCAUAAAAACCUCUCUCCUGACUGGGUGAGGAGGCACACAGCAUAUGGUAUAGUGUUCCUGGUUGCCACUGGUGCAUUAGUGAUUUUAUCAAUGUUGCCUAUUGCAUGGGUACAACCUUAGGUUCCUAGGGUCUGGAGUCACAUCCACUCUUCAGGCUACAGGUCCGUGGCUUACAGUAAAUGGCACUUAUAGUAUGUUGAUUAAUGAGCAUUUUGAUUAAUGCCAAAAGUAAAUCCUGAUACAUUCCAU